GCACAGCCUCAGAGCCCCAAGCCGGGAGGAGGUGGCUACAUUGUGUCUAUUGUAUCCCUUGGCUGUUGUAUUUGUACAUUUCUCGGGACGUGAAAUUGAGAGUGAAAAGCAUGGCAGAUGAGCAAGAAAUCAUGUGCAAAUUGGAAAGUAUUAAAGAGAUCAGGAAUAAGACUCUGCAGAUGGAGAAGAUCAAAGCCCGUCUGAAGGCUGAGUUUGAGGCACUUGAGUCAGAAGAGAGGCACCUGAAGGAAUACAAGCAAGAGAUGGACCUUCUGCUACAGGAGAAGAUGGCUCAUGUAGAAGAACUCCGCCUAAUCCAUGCUGACAUCAAUGUGAUGGAGAACACUAUCAAACAGUCUGAGAAUGACCUAAAUAAGCUUCUAGAGUCCACUCGGCGGCUGCAUGAUGAGUAUAAGCCGCUGAAGGAACAUGUUGAUGCCCUGCGCAUGACUCUGGGCCUACAGAGGCUGCCUGACUUGUGUGAAGAGGAGGAGAAGCUCUCUUUGGAUUACUUUGAGAAGCAGAAAGCAGAGUGGCAGACGGAGCCUCAGGAGCCCCCCAUCCCCGAGUCCCUGGCCGCCGCCGCCGCUGCCGCCCAACAACUUCAAGUGGCUAGGAAGCAGGACACUCGGCAGACAGCUACCUUCAGGCAGCAGCCCCCACCUAUGAAGGCCUGCUUGUCAUGUCACCAGCAAAUUCACCGGAAUGCACCUAUAUGUCCACUGUGCAAAGCCAAGAGUCGAUCUCGAAACCCCAAAAAGCCAAAACGGAAGCAGGAUGAAUGAAGAGAAAGAGAACACAUGAAACUCUGCUGAUCAGAACCCCUCCCUUUGGCCAGAGUUAUUGAUGUCCUGAUGUGAAACAACCAGUUCCCACCCCCACCAAGUCUCCUAUUUAAUGUGAUGGAAGCACAACUCCUCUCUCACUUUGCUCUUUUUCUUUCUGCUCUUGGGAUUUCUGGUUUAGGAAGAAAUGUGGUUCAGGUGUUAAUGACAGCGUGUCUUUUCUCCCACCCACAUUUCAACCCCUGCCAUUUGGAGCUAAGAGAAGGGCAAAGAUCCUGGACAUGAUUCUCUGUCUCUCGUGCCUCGGGCCUAGAUCCUGAGGAGCUGUAGGGUUGAGUGCUGGGGAAGACCCCUAUCUUGCUUCAAGUAAAGGUUCCAGUGUUUCCUCUCCCUGUACUCUUGCCUUAGACUUUGAAGGGACAAGCAGUCCUCUUGCUGGACUUCCCAACAGGCUGGGUGCAUAUAUCUCAAACACUCCUAUGCUUAUCUCUUUCUUAAGGCCCAGAGGUAGCUUGUACAAGCCCUCCUUUUUGUAUUCAUUUGGAAGGUCUGGCUGUUACUCUAUAGUUCCCUCCACCAUGUCCCCUGGAUAUACUAAAUUUCUUGGUUGCCAUGCUGUAUCUCUGAAGAUGCUGAGAUCUGCAGGUCUUUGUCCUAUAUCUCUAGUCCUUGCAGACCCAAAGUAGAAGUUCCCCAUGGUGAAAUGAGGGAACCAGACCCAUUGUACAAGUCUUGUCUAACUCACUGCCUAAGUCACUGGGGAUGAAGGCUCUGCUGUAGGGGCUGUCUUAGGCUGAGUGCAGCCCCAGACUAACAUUUGUGUUGACUUUUAUUCAAUGUUUACCUGCCCAGUGGUAUUAUCAUAGAGGGAGAGGAAUGGAUUUAGAUUCAAGUAAGUGCCAAUCUCACUUUACCCAUGCAAGUGGGUAGGAAUUUCCCUCCAUUCAUCUCUCUCUCUCUCUCUCUCUCUCCCUUUCUCUCUUAUCUUUCUUUUUCUCUCUCAGGUCUGCCCUCUUCUGUGGAUUGUGCAGGUGGUCUCCCCUCCCAAAAGAUGAGAAACUAGGCUCCCCAGACCCUACAACUCUCCUCUCCCCCAAAGCUAGGUCUCCUUGUUAUGUCAUUCUUGAACUUAAAGGAUGGGCUUGGAGACUAGCUAACUGAAAAAAUUUUAGGUCCAGGUCUCAGUCCCUGAAUGGGGAGGGGAAUAUUUUUCCUUCCUUUCUUAACUGUAGUUUUAAGUUGUCACAGUGUCUAUGUGUUCAUAAUAUAAAAUGUUCCUUGGCUCUUUGAUAGUAAGAGUAUUAAGUCUUACAAAUUCUUUUAAAUAAACAUGUCUUCA
Messenger RNA from Lepus europaeus (European hare), 2124 nucleotides. It is a transcript of the gene ZC4H2, whose product is annotated as zinc finger C4H2-type containing. NCBI's taxonomy places the organism in Eukaryota, Metazoa, Chordata, Mammalia, Lagomorpha, Leporidae. Gene Ontology annotation, biological process: positive regulation of neuron differentiation. Gene Ontology annotation, cellular component: nucleus. The transcript is spliced from 5 exons. Bases 111 to 785 code for a protein of 224 amino acids. The record is from RefSeq and is a predicted model, not a curated record.